AUGGCCAACGACAAUAAUGUUCUUAUCGGCAUUAUCGGUGGAAGUGGGUUGUACCACCUCGACAACUUGACUCAAAUCACGACCGUAAAUCCAGAAACUCCUUGGGGCUUCCCCAGCUCUUCCAUAACAAUCGCUGCCCUCCCCUCCGGCACGCGGGUCGCCUUCCUAGCCCGACACGGCCAAGGACACGUCAUCCCCCCCUCCUCCGUCCCAGGGCGCGCCAACAUCGCUGCCCUAAAAUCCCUCGGCGUCCGCGCCAUCAUCGCCUUCUCCGCCGUAGGCUCUCUCCGCGAAGAGAUCUCCCCAGGGUCUUUCGUCCUACCUACCCAGAUCAUCGACCGUACCAAGGGCAUACGGCCCGCUUCCUUCUUUGAGGGUACUAGCAUCGUUGCACAUGCGAUGUUUGGAGACCCGUUUAGUGGGAAAUUGGUCAAGUGGUUGGAGGAACGGGUGAGGAAGGCGUUGGAUGCUGAGGGGAAGGGGGCGAAGUUGUUCACGGGAAAGUGUAUUGUGUGUAUGGAGGGCCCGCAAUUCUCGACUAGGGCGGAGAGUUUGAUGUACAGGCAGUGGGGAGGGGAUUUGAUCAAUAUGAGCGUGUUGCCUGAGGCGAAGUUGGCGAGGGAGGCGGAGUUGAGUUACGCACUCAUUGCAACUGCGACGGACUACGACUCAUGGCGGGACCAAUCCGAGUCAGUCACUGCUGCAGAUGUGUUCAAAACACUCAAAGGCAAUGCUGAGACAUCGCGUCUCGUCGCUGCCACGAUUCUGGACGACCUACAGAGUGCGUUGACUGGCGAGGACGCACAUGUCUUCUUGGAAGAGAUUGGGUCCAUGCAGUUCAGUAUAAUGCCCAGGUCGGAGAAGCAAAACCCAGCUGACAGGGCGAAGCUUGCCUAUGUCCUUCCGGAGUAUUUCACUGGGGAGGGGAAGGAUGUGAGUUCGACUUAG
Molecule: messenger RNA, 948 nt
Organism: Laccaria bicolor S238N-H82
Lineage: Eukaryota; Fungi; Basidiomycota; Agaricomycetes; Agaricales; Hydnangiaceae
Exons: 5
Coding region: 1-948 (315 amino acids)
Biological process (GO): nucleoside metabolic process
Cellular component (GO): cytosol
Molecular function (GO): S-methyl-5-thioadenosine phosphorylase activity
Source: RefSeq, a predicted model, not a curated record